Molecule: messenger RNA, 225 nt
Organism: Sphenostylis stenocarpa
Lineage: Eukaryota; Viridiplantae; Streptophyta; Magnoliopsida; Fabales; Fabaceae
Source: the annotation of a GenBank genome assembly
AUGGCCCACCAUACCAAGAAUAACAAACAGGCCCAAUAUACAAAGAAACAUGUACAAGACAAAUUCGGUAUUGGAAUGGAAUUACUAUCGCAGCAUUGUGUGGCUGAUACACUAAUUCUUUCAUGGGGAAAAUGGGGCAUGUGGUGUGUGGGGAAUAUAGUGAACAAUGGUGAGAAGCAAAUGGUAGAUAAAGAUGUGCCCGAAAUUGUUGCACUUGGGAGUUGA